Molecule: messenger RNA, 1850 nt
Organism: Folsomia candida
Lineage: Eukaryota; Metazoa; Arthropoda; Collembola; Entomobryomorpha; Isotomidae
Product: guanine nucleotide-binding protein G(f) subunit alpha
Exons: 13
Coding region: 445-1704 (419 amino acids)
Biological process (GO): adenylate cyclase-modulating G protein-coupled receptor signaling pathway
Cellular component (GO): heterotrimeric G-protein complex
Molecular function (GO): guanyl nucleotide binding; G protein-coupled receptor binding; GTPase activity
Source: RefSeq, a predicted model, not a curated record
CACAUAGCGUCCCCCUCCUACAGACACAUAUAUUAUAGUCCUAUGACUCGACUUCUUGGGAAAAGCACCACAAAUUUAAUUCCACUUAAAGCAAACUUGUUCAUAUUGUACAUAAAUAAAUGACUUCAGUGUGUGGGAUUUGUUUCAGAGAAAAGUUCAUUUGUGUCACCUAAACCUAAAGUAUCGGAUAAUCAGACAAAUAUUUAUAAACAGUUGGCCAAUUGGUUUGGGAAAUAAUCUCUCAAAUUAAGCCUUGAGGAUCAAUAAUUUAUUUUUGCCAGAGUGGAUUAACCGGAAAUUCUCCGGUCAGGUGGGACGCCUGCAUAAUAAUUGUUCUAAUCUCCUCUUAUCUGCCCCUCGUUGUUGAUUUGAUUUGUUGGAGCUCUUGUACGAAUGGUGUACUCUGAAUCUGAUAUUAUUAACGGAAAUUAAUUAAGUGCAUUCAUGGGGAUGCCUACCACAAAGUCGAUAAAGCAGAAGUUCUUCGGGUGGUCAAAGUCGCAGACGCAGUCUCAAUCGCAGACUCAAAAUGGGAGGAAGAUUAGCCAACAAGUGGAAAAGAUAUUGAAAGAGCAUAACGAAAAUUAUAACAAAAUUAUAAAAAUCCUGCUUUUGGGGUCUGGUGAGACUGGGAAAACGACAAUAAUUAAGCAAAUGAAAAUUUUGCACGUGCAAGGAUUCAAUGAUGAUGAACGACUCGCAUGUCGCGAAAUAAUAAAGGACAACUUGUUCGAAUGCAUAUCAACUUUAGUCACCCAAAUGGCGACUUUGCAGAUAUCUUUGGGGAACAAGAGCAACUUGUCGAGUUGGACUUUUAUACGAAAUAUGACCAUCGCGAAAAAUAAAGAUUUCACACCGGAAUACUUUGGUCAUGUCAAGCGAUUAUGGGAAGAUGCCGGUGUUCAAAAAUGCUUCAACCGGGCAGCUGAAUACCUUUUACCAGAUUGUGCUAAAUUCUUCUUGGACCGAGUUCUAGAAAUUGCGAGUCCAAGCUUUUUCCCGAGUGAUCAGUUCUUGCUCCAUUCCCGAAGAACCACUAUUGGCAUUCAGAAAAUCGAAUUUGAAGUGCCCAUACCUAAAAAGUUUGGUGGAGGUGGACCACAAAAAUUCUGGAUGUUCGAUGUGGGAGGACAGAAAGGUGAGCGUAGGAAAUGGAUUCAGGUUUUCGAUGGUAUCCAAACCGUCCUAUUCAUGGUCGCUUGUAACACGUUCGACCAAGUUCUCGUAGCCGAUGAAGAACGACCCAUCAACAGACUCCAAGAGUCACUCAACUUAUUUCAAGACGUGUGGAUCAGCCGAUUUCUGAGAUAUGCGGGGUUCAUUGUCUUUCUUAACAAACAAGAUCUCCUAAAAGAUAAGAUAAAUGCAGGCAACAAUAUUGGCCAGUAUUUUCCUCAAUACUACACCUAUUCCGUCGAUCCGGAGGAUGGAGACAACAAUGAUACUUACAUUAGAACGCGAUGCUUUAUCCGAGAUCUUUUUCAUCUCGCAACUGACGUUACACCACCCCCAACACCACGCAAAACUACCACACCCACCGUCGGGUUUCAGGAGGAUCACAAAUAUAAAAAGCCACCCAGAGACCAUAGAGAACUGUUCUUUCAUUUCACAACGGCCACGGAUACCAAUAACAUAAAACUGGUGUUUGUGGAUGUUCAUAGUAUGAUACUUAAUCAGAACUUGAGGGAAAUUGGGUUCGCGUGAGGGCACUUCGUAUUUUUUAAACGAUAAUAAUAAAUUUUCAUCUCUAGAUCUAAUUUACUAAAAAAUGAAUAAAUGAGCUACAAUGAAUUUUUAGACUAACUUUUCCAAGCAAUAAUAAAAUGUACGUGUUAUAUAUCGCUUUAAAA